GGCUGGUCAUCACCGUCCUCUCGUUUUCUCAUCCUCUCCUCUGACUCCUCUCAUAGAAAACGAUAAUCAGCUGGUUUAACAAACAUUGUCUCCUGGCCGAGGAUUGGAAUCAUCCGGCAGCUGCACCAGGACUCCCUACAACCUGUUAAGGGUACAGUGAAAAAUCAAGAUGGCAGCAUCAAAAUUACGUCUUGCUCUUAUCCAAAUGGCUGUUGGAGAAACCAAAUCCAAAAACGUUGCUCGAGCUGUACAGUUGAUAAGGGAAGCUGCCGGAGGAGGAGCUCAAGUGGUGGCUCUUCCUGAGUGUUUCAACUCCCCUUAUGGACCAAAUUACUUUCCACAAUAUGCUGAGGCUAUCCCUGGAGAGAGUACUGAAGCUUUGAGUGCUGCUGCAAAAAAGUUUGGAAUCUUUGUUGUUGGUGGGUCCAUACCAGAGCGUGAAGGUGACAAGCUCUACAACACCUGUACUGUCUGGGACCCUCAAGGAGAAAUGAUUGCUAAACACAGAAAAAUCCAUUUGUUUGACAUCAAUGUUCCCGGGGGUAUCUCUUUUCGGGAGUCCAGUAGUCUGUCUUCUGGAAAUCAAUUUACAACUUUUGACUUACCACACUGUAAAAUUGGGUUGGGCAUCUGUUAUGAUAUAAGAUUUGCAGAGUUGGCACAGGUCUACAGUAAUAUGGGUUGCAAGCUGUUGUUGUACCCAGGAGCUUUUAACAUGACUACUGGUCCUGUUCACUGGGAGUUAUUGCAGAGGGGACGAGCCCUAGACAACCAGUUGUAUGUUGGAACGAUCUCUCCUGCACGUGACACAUCAGCAUAUUACAUAGCUUGGGGUCACUCUUCAAUUGUCAACCCUUGGGGAGAAGUUAUUUCCACUUCUGAUGAAAAUGAGGCUAUUGUCUAUGCAGACAUAGAUUUUGACUAUGUGGACAAGGUGCGUCAGAUGAUUCCACUGCGUGACCAGAGGAGGAAAGACAUGUAUGAAAUUAAUGUAAAGUAACACAUGAAUUAUUAAGUAGUAUAUCAUGAGUGAGAAGGGAAUACAUACAGUAAUUAGCAAUUCUUAGAAAAUUUUAUAAAAAUAUUUUUUCAAGUAAAUUGUCAAUAAACACUUGCCAGUUCUCAUCAUAUAUCUACUCUGAAUUGUGUAUAAUUGCACAGAUACUGUUAAUUUUAAUAUAUUACUAAUUUUGUCAGAAUUUAAAAAACAAUAAUUGCCUUGAAUAACACUAACACAUUGCUUUGGACUACCAACUCAUUUUUCAACAUAAAGAAUACAUGUGUCAAAAAAUGAUUCCUUCUUCAGUGAUAUACCCAUUAGCUGGAAUAAUUGGUGCAGAGCUCUUCCAGAAAUGGGAGAUUUCUGGGUAACGAGACAACUCUCAAACCCGGAAAAGUUCUGGGGAUGUGGAGUUUUUCCAGGUACAUCUAACCCUUGCUUUAUGCUGCAAUUUGUUCUAUGUGACAACACAGCAUAAUGGGGAUUCGCAUAUAGUGAAUACUUAAUCUUAUGGGCACAAUUAGGAUAUGUUCCACAACUACUAAAAGUCAACAGUAAUGCUAUAAAUGUUGUGGAAAAAACAUUACAAUACUCUAAUGUGGUUUAUAAAUAAAAUAUAAUAUAAAACUAUAAACGAAGACAUAUGAAGAGCAUGUGGAAAGUGAAAAUGUGUGGAGUGGCUGACUCACCACUCCAGCCGCAUCCCAUGACAUCACAUACAGUGAAGUAGACAUACACACACACAUACUCACACUGUGCCACAUUUCACAACCAUUUCUGGAGCAUUAAUGCUAUAAAUGUUGUAGAAAUAUCAUUAAAAUACUCUAAUGUGGCUUAGAAAUAAAGAUAAUAGUGUAUAAUAUAAUAUAAAACUAGUGUGCCAUAUCUGCUAUAGAAUGCAUAAUAAGGAAUCUUUUCUGCAUAAAAUGAAUUAGGGGUAGAAAUAUGGUCGCCCCAUCAACUCGAAUUUGCACUACCCGGUAAGUGAAUGCUCAUAAAGCGAGGGUCCAAUGUAUUGGAAAUAGUUACUCGAAAUUUUCCGGAAAUUUUGCAUUAUUUCAUCCUUGGAAUUUGCUCCCAGUCCCCCCAAAAAAUGGAGUUUCCAAAAAAUUUCAGAAAUUGCACCUCAUUUUCAACUUUGGAAACUCAUUCAUAGACCUGGAGUUGAGAGAAUUUUUUGGAUUUUUUUUUUUCAGUUACAGUUUGUGGAGAGUUCCAGCUAACAAAGAUACAGUAAUCCCUCGAUAAUUCGGCAUUUGAUAACUCAGAAUUUCAUAGAACUUGGCAUGGAUAUGGUUUCAGAAUGUAUUAUAGUAUAACUCGGGAAAUGCCAAGGUAUAUAUAAAAUAAUCUGGGAAAAUUUUUGGCAUAUCUGGCCACCUGUAUCAACUGCCAUACCUCUGUGUCACUUACCAUGCAUCUAUGUCACCUACUAUGAUGCUUCGUUCUUUGCCUGCAGUGUUGGUAAGUGUUACUUUUUAACAUUUAGUAAUUACAUGUACAGUACACAUAUAUGGGUCAAUAAUCUUGUAUUUUUGUAGGAGGGAGGGAAGUGCCUCGAUAAGUCAGAAUUUGAGAUGACUCAGCAAGGCCAGAGCUUCAUAUGUGCCGAUUUAUCGAGGGUUUACUGUAUUACUGUACUCUUGUGUCCGAAAUUGUAAAGGGGAAAAUUUUUUUCUUCUAAAAAACAGUUUUUGUGAUAAAGUCCAGAAUGCGACGUCUGGCUUUAUACCUACGUAUGUAAAUGCCUAGCAUUAACUCGCCAGGCCAACAUACAGGCAAUUAAAACAUUUAAUAAUUACUAGUGUAGUAUUGAGCAUUGAUUUUUGGAAGUAAAAUAUUAGCAUUGAACAUGAAAUAGUGAUUGAAAAUAGGGUGUAAUGUGAUUCAAAAUAUUAUGAAUUAUUUUUUUUUUUUUUACUUUGUUUUAAAUAUCCAUACAGCAGGAAUUAGAAUUACUUAUGCCCAAGAUUCAAACUUGGAGGCUUCAUGCCUUACCAAGGUGUAUAAAAUUUACAUGUACAAGAAGCACUGGGAAAUUUACUUGUAUUUACUGUAUGUAUUUGAUUUGUGAAUCAUGUCAGUGCUAAUACAGUAGUACAAUAAAAAUGUCAAAAUUUA
Homarus americanus (American lobster) is the source of this 3121-nucleotide messenger RNA. RefSeq names its product omega-amidase NIT2-like. The transcript is spliced from 8 exons. Gene Ontology annotation, biological process: L-glutamine metabolic process; oxaloacetate metabolic process. Gene Ontology annotation, cellular component: mitochondrion. The record is from RefSeq and is a predicted model, not a curated record. Bases 170 to 1000 code for a protein of 276 amino acids. Gene Ontology annotation, molecular function: omega-amidase activity. Lineage: Eukaryota; Metazoa; Arthropoda; Malacostraca; Decapoda; Nephropidae.